Messenger RNA from Styela clava, 5165 nucleotides. Its product is annotated as oxidation resistance protein 1-like. The record is from RefSeq and is a predicted model, not a curated record. Gene Ontology annotation, biological process: response to oxidative stress. Gene Ontology annotation, cellular component: nucleus. NCBI's taxonomy places the organism in Eukaryota, Metazoa, Chordata, Ascidiacea, Stolidobranchia, Styelidae.
GGAAUAAUAUUGUUUAAAAUUGCAUGUUAGUAACUUCUAAGUAACUCUGAACGACAUAAGAUAAACUGGAGUUACAUAUGAGUUGAAAGGUGUCAACCUGUUUUCUUUACUUAACUUCAUUGAAUUCUGUACAAUCGUGGUCCAGCAAACUGCUUUUUCAGUUUUUGAAAUCACCUCUGCAUUUACUGUGAUUGCAAAACCAUGCUUUCCUCGAAGAUGCAGAGAUCAGAUAUGGAUACAUCUGGCCAUGGUCAUCAGCACAGUGCAGGAUUUGGAGCAACAACAAAGCCAAGUGGAACAACGGAAUAUGUGACGUCGUCAAGAGACACUCUGAGAAGUAUUGCUGUUGCUUUUGAUACAACAACUACAAGAUUAAUGAAAUUGAACAGAAUGUCUUCUCUUACUGUUUUCCCUGGUCAGACAUUAUUUGUUCCAUCAAAUGAUAGUGACACUCACUCGCCAUCACCCCCAGCUGAUUGUGAUGAAACAAGCACAACGCCACCGAAGUCUGACAGUACUUGGGAUUCCUUUACAGGAGAUUUCUCAUUCUUGUCUCCUUUGUCUCCAUCAACAUCUGCUUUGAGACCUUUCAAAGAUUUAGUGAUGGUGUCUUCAAAAGUGGAUACAACAAAUUCUACAGAUGCAAACAAGAAUGAGGUUGACAAUUACAAGAAAUCAAACGGGUCUGAUAAAAGAAAAGCGUUCAAGGCAAAUAAACGAGAUGGUGCCAUUGAAAGAGAAGAUCUCACUCGAAGUUUGUCUCACAACAGCACAUCAGCCGAUCGUCAACGUGUUAUGUCAGGAGAAUCUGUCGAAUCGGAACCUUUUGAAGAAGGUUUUUUGAAAAUGAAAGUACAUUAUAUCACACACACAAAGGAAAUGGUACAAGGAGUGAUGUUGGUAACGCCAACAGCUCUUAUGUUUGAUCCUGAACCAGACGAUCCUGUUGCUUUGAGAGAUGGUUGUACUGAGUAUGGCAUCAUGUGUCCAAUGCAUCUCAUCAAUACCAUUGCUAUGUAUAAUGAUACUAGCAGGAUGACACCUUCAAGCACAAUGUCACCACUAGUUGAACCAUCCACCGAAACCGAAACGAAAGAGAUCCGAUCCGACAGUCACUCAUCCAUGUCAAGUGACACUACUACGGAAGCGGAAGCAGAAAUCAGUGAUGCUAUCGAGGACGAUGAUCUACCAGAUAUUCCGCUAGAAGUAGAAAAUCAGGCUUCUUGUACAAACAGCAAACCAAAAUCAACGUGGAGUCCUGUUCACGAAAGUACCCUAUAUGAAGUAAAAGGACCUGUACCUGGCUCUGCAAAAGUUGCAUAUUCUUCUAAAUCCGAAAACAAAAUAGAAACUUCAAAUUCUGACAAUAUAAACUCUGAAGAUAAUAAUACCUCAAAUUUCUUCACCACAAAUGAAGCACAACAUAACACCAAAGAUGAAUUUAAAUUGGAAAAUGAAUUUCCAUUUCUUCAUGCAGUUGUAAAGACAGUAGGAGAAUAUUUACCAAGUCUUGAAGAUUCAAAUAAACAAUCUACAAGUAGACCUAACAGCAAUCACAUGUUUCUAUGUAUUCGUGCUCGACGUCCAAUGAUGAAAACAUUUUCAAUAUCAGAGGACGAUGAGUUAUCAACGUUAUCUUGUGUAGACAAAACUGAAGAUAAUCGAUUGCCAGAAUAUUGGUUUCAAGUUCCAAGGAAAAGGUCAGAUCAUCUCUACGCUUUCUUUUUGCAAUGGUCGCCUGAAAAUAAUCCGGACGAUGCUGCUCUGCAACUUGGAUUUAUUAUAAUGGAAGAUGAACCUUAUGUUGAAGACACUACAGAUGCGAAUGACAAUAAAAAAAGAAUCAGAUCGUUUACAAAUUCAUCUCUUGAUUUUGUGGAAGAUUUCUUCGAUGAAUCAUACUCGUUCGAAAAAGAAUGGGAGAUUAUCAGUAUUCAAGAAGCAAAGAGAAGAUCAGUUUCUACCAAUGCAAUAGAACUUGCAGAAGCAGAUGAUUCAUUGGUUCCAGAACUUGAAAAACCAAGCAAUUUAUUGGAUGAUGCUAUGUUGUUAUCGUUGUGCAAAAGUCUUCCAAACAGAUGCGUAGGAUACUCAUGGUCACCAGUCUAUACCACAUACGAUCAUGGAACAAGUUUAAGGACACUCUACAGAAAUUUAUCAAAUUUUGAUGCUCCUGUGGUUCUCGUUGUACAAGACUCCAAUGAUCAUAUAUUUGGAGCAUUAUGUUCAAAUUCUCUCCACGUUAGUGACCAUUAUUACGGCACUGGUGAAUCAUUUUUAUUCAAAGCAUCUCCACAGUUUGAAGUUUACAAAUGGACUGGAGACAACAGUUUCUUCAUAAAAGGCAACACUGAUUCAUUUACAAUAGGAGGCGGAAAGGGAACAUUCGGUCUCUGGCUGGACUCUGAUUUAUACCGGGGUUGUAGUCACCCGUGCGACACAUUUAAAAAUAAAGUUUUAUCAUCAGAAGAAGAUUUUAUAAUACAAACUGUUGAGGUUUGGAUGAUAAAAGACAUCUGAGCGUCAUUCAUUCGAAUUUUGCUGGCGUUAUUUGAAUCACUGUGUUAAGCUUUCUUUUUCUGAGGCUCAACUUGAGGAAUUCAGAGGGUGAGGAGCCACAGUAGCUUGUUUAGAAGAGUUGUCACGUCGAGAAGCACUCUAUCAUGGUUGCAUAAUAUCUGAAGAAGAUGUAUCAAAUUGCUUUUGAAAAUAUAGAAAAGCAAAAUAAAAAAUUGCAAUAAUACCUGAUAGCCAUUUUUGGGGGGAAUAGAACUGUAUAAUUGCUAAUUGCUCGGCGUCCCCUUGCACUUUGCCAAGGUUCGAUAUCAUGUUAAUAGCAUUUUUGGUUAUCGUCUUUGAAAUAGAAAAAACAACACUUUUUGAAACCUUGUUUUUGUUUGAAUUUUUUGACUGUGCUGUACAAUUAUUUGAAAUUUAUUCAAAAUUACCACUGAAAUAUAAAUUUUUCAUCACAUAUUUUCAUUCCGGUCACUGAUUAAUACAGCAAUAUCAUCAAUCUUUAUGGGCAGUCAGACCAAUUCCUGAGAAAAUGAGAAAAAGAAACAACUGAAUAAAAAUUUUUGUUCUGAUUCUGGAAAAAAAGAUCGUAAAAUUAUCGAAAUAGUUUUGUAAUAUCUCAAAUCUGAUGUUUGUCUGAUGUAUUUAUUUAUAAAAAAAAUUGGAUUAAUUGCAGAAAAUUUGGCUAACAGUUUGAAAAUGUUCCGAUUCAGAAGCUUUAUUUUAGCUUUUUUCAUUUCUUGAAGGCAAAUAUAUGACAAUAAUAUUUUUUUUGAUGGCAUGACAGUGUAUAUCUUGAAUCAUAUUAUUGAUCAAAUCAUGUUUCAGAGAAGUCAACUAAAAUGCUUGCUAUGCUAAGCGCCAAUACAAAUAGUGAUGAUAUUCUCCAUCUUCAGGUAGGGACAUCUAUCUGACCACAGCCGGCCACAUCGCUUGUGUUCAUUCAUUAUUGUUAUAUUUUCACUGUUAAUUUCAAUCUGUAUGUUUUUUUAUUUGCUUGCUCAAAAUUUUUCGGUUAUCUUUGAAAUUUAAAAUGGCGUUUUAGGGGCUCAGAGAUACACAAAUAGCUUAUUACCAUACUUAGAAUUGACCACAAAUUUUCAUUUAUGUAUGUAUUCUAAAUACAUAUGACCAAGUUCAUUUAAAUAGAAAAAUAAUAUAAGUUUGUCCCAUCAAAUAUCCAAAUUUUACUCCAAUUACAUUCGGCAUAAGUUAUAACUUUGCCUUGAAUGAUACUCAUUGAGGAGAUGUACCCUGUUCACAACUGAAGACUGUUGAAUCAAAUUCAUAUUUUAGUCAUAUCAAGCCUUUGGUGGUCAUAUAACUAUAUGUUUUCUACAUGUUCCUUUGAAAUUAGUUAUGUCUGUACUAUUGCUUGUGAUAGAAUGACAAUUUUUUCGCCACAACAGUUAAUUUGUCCAAAUUCAGAAUUUCCUAUACUGUCAUAAGUGUAUGAAGCUGACAUUAUUUUUAUCACAAGUUCUGGUAUAACAGCGAUUUAUUUCUAGCCUAUGCACCAUUUAUUUGGUUGCUAUGCGACUCGUUGUUUGUGAACAUAAGUUCUGUAAUCUAUCCAUUAGGGCUUUGUGUACCAAAUCUCACUUACGCAAGUUGAAGUAUGCAUGAAUGUGUUUUGAAGCAGGAUCCAACCAUCCCAUAAAAACUUUUGUCGUUUUUGUCUCAUUAGAAAAAUUAUUUAAUUAUGUUAGUUACCAACCUGGCCUCAAUGGUGUGCAAUUGUUGUAGUUUUCUAGAGCCUGUCAAGUCAAGCAUGGGUUAUAUCAACUAAGUUUUACAUUCAUUUUUAUAUAUGACAGUAGUUCUCAUGCUCUGGAAAGGGCGCUACAGAAGUUGUGUGUACCAAUAUGGGGGUAACUAAUUUCGUUUGCCUACUUUGCAUAAGUUGUAUAAAGGGACUGAAACCUAACACGAGAAGUUAUGGCCUAAUCUGGUACACACACUACGGAAGUUCCCUGGAAAGGGCAAUUCAUUAUAUUACCAGGUAAUAUAGCUAAAAGUGCAAUAAUUCUGCUAUGAACAAACUGCAAUGCAAUCUCAAAUGUAAAGCUGCAUAUUAGCCUGGUAGUAUUCUCUAUAAUUUGUUAUGCGUUAUGUCACAUUCUUACUUUACUUUUUCUAAUAAAGCUUCAUCUAUAUGCUUUAUUUAUAGGUCACACCAUCAAAAAUUAGCCAUAGCAUAGAUCUCCAGAUUUUUAAAUGUGCCAUUCUAUGUCUUUUACUCAAUUUUUUUCGAAGCAUAUUCCGAAUAUGGUUAUCCCACUUGUAGGACUUGUCACAUGCAAAAUGACCAGUAUGAUAUUUGCUGAUUGGAGAAUAUUAAUAAUUCUGAUGCAAAUGAUCAUAAAGUGUCAUGAUAUUAAUAAGCAUUAACUCUUCAACAAUUGGCAAUAUUUUACACGUUUCGCAAAUGUGUUUUACUUGAAUGGAAAAUGCCCCAAGCCAUUUUAUGUUCAUAAAUGCUGUCAUAAUUACCAUCACCCUUGACUGUUUUGGCCAGUCCUGAUAGCAGAAUAUAUUCAUAUGAAAUGCAUGCAUUAUUUUUGACUUGUUAUUAUCUUACUACUCUACUGUCUAUGUUGGUGUUCCUGGUUGUUCAUUUUGUAUAUAAUAAAAAAAUGAAAAACACC